AGCAUCCGUCGGCUGGUCGCAAGUCUCUCUGGUCUCUGUGAUCACCGCCUCAGCGACGCAACCACCUUAUACAAGCGCCGCCAUGAACGCCGUUCUCUCCACCGUCCUCAUCGGUUUGGUCUCUGCCGCCUCCGCCGGCUUCAUCGGUGGUUACCAUGGUGGACACGGCGCAGGAGUUGCCGCUGGCGAAGGCGCUGGCUACGGGGCCGGUUAUGGCGCAGGCGUCGGCGCAGGUGUUGGCGCAGGUGUUGGCGCUGGUGCCGGAGCUGGCGUCGGCGCUGGCCACGGGGCCGGUUAUAGUGCAAGUUCUAGCGCUCACUCAGGCCCCGGCUCCGGCUCUGGCUCUGGCUCUGGCUCCGGUUCCGGCUCCGGCUCUGGCUCCGGCUCUGGCUCCGGUUCCGGCUCUGGCUCCGGGUCCGGCUCCGGGUCCGGCUCUGGCUCCGGGUCCGGCUCUGGCUCCGGUUCCGGUUCCGGUUCUGGCUCCGGCUCUGGCUAGGGCUCUGGCUCCACCUCUCGCUCCAGCGCUCGCUACGGCUCUGCUGGCGCAGUUCUAGCUGUCACUGCCGCUCCUGCUGUGAUCCGCUCCUGACGCACUUAAAAGAAGUUAUGCAUCAUUGCUUGUUUAUAUAUUGGCACAUACUGCUAGUUACGGCGAGUAAGUUAGCAUUGCCGGAGAUCGCGAGUGUCCAUGUUUUGUUAAGAUGGAGAGUUUUGAGUAUUGUUUGCACAGCGCAAAGCUAUAUUUGCGCUCAUUUACUGAGCAUGAUGGAAAAUUAGGAUCGUAAGACGAGGAAAUAUGAAAGCAAGUAUACUAAAAACAAGCUUACUCUCAACAAAGUUUACUGAAAGAUGAGGACUGUUUAUUUGUUAAGCACAAGAACACAAGGAUAAAGACCAGCUGAUGGUCCACAUGAAGAAAUAAAGACAAGAGUAAUUUCAACGUGGCUAGACAAUUUAUUUCAGCGAGAUUAAUAUCAGGGUAGUUGCCCUUGAGGCUUUUACUAUCGAGCAUGUGUCUUUCUUUAAUGUUUUCCAUGUUAUCAAUUUCGCAAUCUCUUUUAUUAUUUCAAUUUUAGCUUUACCUUGCUUCACAUGUGCGGCCGCUCAUUGUAUUUUAAACCAUAUCCAGAACGUUUGUCCUGCCUUUUACCGAUAUGAGGUUGUGUCCGGCUUUGUAUGUUUUUGUUUGUCUCACGUGGUUCGUAUCAUAUUGAAACAUGUUUUACGCGUACCUUCCAUAAUAAAUAGCCUUAUAUUCUGUGAGAAGUGAGAGAAUGACACUUAUAAAAACAGCUGUUUGCAAAUAAAAUUGCUGUUGGCCAUUUA
This is a messenger RNA of Dermacentor silvarum, 1326 nucleotides long. RefSeq names its product putative per-hexamer repeat protein 5. The record is from RefSeq and is a predicted model, not a curated record. The transcript is spliced from 2 exons. The coding region runs from base 83 to 496 and encodes 137 amino acids. Lineage: Eukaryota; Metazoa; Arthropoda; Arachnida; Ixodida; Ixodidae.